Tricharina praecox is the source of this 711-nucleotide messenger RNA. RefSeq lists its product as uncharacterized. The record is from RefSeq and is a predicted model, not a curated record. The coding region runs from base 345 to 587 and encodes 80 amino acids. NCBI's taxonomy places the organism in Eukaryota, Fungi, Ascomycota, Pezizomycetes, Pezizales, Pyronemataceae. The transcript has a single exon.
ACCUCUUUGGACGAAAGGCGAGGUAUGAGCAUCACGAGACCCGGUAGGUGGGUAAUGGGCUUCUUCUACGUUCUCCCGCGAGCUCUGAGAUAGCUCUAGGUAGCUAGCCAGAGCCAGAGUCAACUGGUAUCUAGCCUCUAGGUAUGCCCCCUAUCUCUACAUACUCGGGGAUCUCGGAUAUCGACAGACCAUGACUAUUCACGAGAACUGUAGCUCGAUGCAUCAUGUUUCGUUUAACAGAGACAGGGCAUAGGUAUGUGUCCACCCGUGGUUGACAGGGCCAGUAUGUACCCACAUACUUAACUACUCCUCACGAGUCAUAAGUGGACAUCAGCCGUGAGAAGAUGUCGACUGUAGUAAACCUUUUAUUGUUUUCUCCCGCGGUUCUGGGCGCACAUACUGUUGACCGUGUAGCCACAAGGGAGGUUAGAAUCCCGCUCGGCCAUUCCCCGAUCGUAGUAGCUGGAGCUGCGGACGGCCAUUCGCAGAAUCUCUCAGCAUAUGCAUACCGCAUCACUCGCAAUAUUCAUCCUGUUGUUUGUGUGGAAUCCCGAUACUGCCACACGACGGGCACGUGUAUACCGUAGCCGAGUACCUCUGUGUCGUGCAUCCGAGCAUAGACUUACACAUAGAGUACAUAGUCGUGUUGGUAGAUAAGUGAAAAUGUGCUACUAUAGAGCCAAUGAAUGCGGUGGAGACGUUUCAUAGAGG